AUUGCGUACUCUCUCCCAUCGCAGGUUUUGCAACGUAUAUUAUUGUUUAUUUGUGCAUAAAUAUGCUUCGUUUAGCGAAUUUUAAGGCGAUUAUUGUGAUCAAUCGUGCAUGUUUUGAACUUACGUAGUGGACGACAAGUAACUAAGUUAAGUGAUCUUGUGAUUGUGACUAUUUAUUUGUACGGAGGUGGUGUGCCGGAGCCUAGCUACAUCUAGCUGGGGAGACAUAGUGACAAGAUGGAUACGCCAAAGAACACCCACUGUGCUCCUCGGAUACAAGUCUUCCGGCCGACCUAUGAAGAGUUCAAGGAUUUCUCCAAGUACAUUUUGUACAUGGAAGAGAAGGGAGCACACAAAGCUGGUCUUGCUAAGGUUAUACCACCACCAGAAUGGAAACCUAGAAAGAACGGCUAUGAUUUGGACACCUUGAAUGUCACAAUCCCCGCUCCAAUUUGUCAGGUGGUAACUGGUAAACAAGGCCUUUACCAGCAGAUCAACAUCACAAAGAAGUCAAUGUCAGUGCAGGAAUAUAAGAAGAUGGCUGAUAAUCCUAGAUACAACACGCCUCCGAGUUUUGACUAUGAAGAUCUCGAGAGGAAGUAUUGGAAGAACAUUACGUACAUUGCUCCGAUAUAUGGUGCCGAUGUUUCUGGAUCUCUCACUGACCCUGAUGAACACGUGUGGAACAUCAACAGACUCGGCACUAUACUGGACUAUGUGAACGAAGACUACGGCAUCAGCAUUGACGGAGUGAACACCGCGUAUUUGUACUUCGGCAUGUGGAAGACGACAUUCGCUUGGCAUACGGAGGAUAUGGAUCUAUACAGUAUUAAUUACUUACACUUCGGUGCUCCCAAAACCUGGUAUGGCAUCCCACCUGAGCAUGGUCGUCGGCUGGAAAGGUUAGCCAACGGUUUCUUUCCAAGUAAUUGCAAAUCCUGCCCUGCAUUCCUCAGGCAUAAAAUGACAAUUAUCUCUCCUCAUGUUCUCAAGAAAUACUCCAUUCCUUUCAAUAAGAUCACCCAAGAGGCAGGAGAAAUCAUGAUCACGUUCCCAUACGGCUAUCAUGCAGGAUUCAACCACGGCUUUAACUGUGCUGAGUCCACGAACUUUGCCUCCCCGCGCUGGGUCGAGUAUGGAAAACGAGCAACGCAGUGCAUGUGUCGGCCAGACAACGUGAAAAUCAGCAUGGAUACGUUUGUAAAGAGGUUUCAGCCAGAGAAAUACGAGUUGUGGCUUAAAGGUAAAGAUGUCGGCCCUCAUCCCGAGGAUCCUAACAAGAUGUCCGCAGCUCCGGCACCCAGCGAACUUGACAUCCUAUGUAACAAAAAUAAUCCAGAGAUUCCAGCAGCUUUCUUGGAAGGAGGCGGGAAAAAGAGACAGCCCUCAGUUCGUAAGCCGAAACUAGAAAUCCCACCUAAAGUCGAGAUACCUCCUGAUGUGAAAAAAGUUAUGGAUGAAUUAGAGUUUGAAGAGGAAUUUCCAGAUGAGCAACAGCUAGAAGUGCUCGAAGACAUUUGGCUGAAAGCUGGGGAAAUGGAUCGCAGAGCUAUUGCGGCCGCAUUGUGCAGGAAGAAAAUCGAAAUGGAAGACGCCAUGAUACCAGACGAAGGUUCUAAAAACUCUCUAAAGAGAAAAGGAAAAAAGAAAAAGAAAAGAGAUUCUGAUGAUGACGAUGACGACGAGGAAAAAAAGCAUACAAGAAGAAAGAAGAAAUUACUUAAAGGGCUUGAAAAUCUGACUCCUAAGAAGAAAGGAGGAAGGCCUAGAAAAAUUAAAUUAGAAGACGUCAAAGUGGAAGAGGUGAAAAAAGAAAUUUCAGACAGUGAUAACAAUCCCAAUGCCAGUGAAAACGAAAGCAAGUUCUUGGAUAAAAGCGAAACUGAAGUGAAAAAUAAUAGUGGAAGUGAAAACGAGAGCAAAUACAAUGGAAGUGAAAGUGAGGCUAAAACUGAUGUUGAAGAUAUGUUGAACAGUUUUUCACAGACUCCCCAAAAACCAGGGGCUCUUCCUGUACCUGAUAUUAAGAAACAAGAACAGUUUAUGCAACAGUUUGUGAACUUUGUUCAUAAAAGGAGGGGAAGACCGCCUGGGUCUAAAAACAAAGUUAAAAAAGUUAAAGAACCAAAAGAAGAAAACAAAGUAAAAGUAAGGCGAAAGAGGAAACCCAAAGAGGUUAAAGGUUCUGACGGUAACGGUGGAACAACAGGAAUUUUAAUGGUUCCAAAUGAUCAAAGGGUCAACAACAAUCCUGCGAUGAUGCCCAAUGUCGAUCAUUACCAACACCACAACGAUCCACUGAGAUUAACAAGUCCAGAAAUGGAGACUGAGAAAAAGUACUUCCCUCCCCCUCCAGAACAUUCUUAUUCAUCAUCGUUUCUUUCUCCUGGGCAGCAGCAGUACAUGCAACCGCCUCAGCAGUACAGUAACCAGCAAUACCAGAGCCAGCCAUACCCUCAUCAGAUGUAUCAGCAGCAGACCAUGCACAUGCAGAUGCAACAGAACCCACCUUACAUGCAGAAUCAGAAUAUGAACCAAUAUUCGAUGCAAAACCAGAUGUACAACCAAUCCAUGAGAUCGCCGGUGUCUAAUGCGGGUCAUAGUCACAACCAGUAUGAUCCGAUGAGAUCACCGGUGUCUAAUGCGAGUCAAAGUCACAACCAGUACGAUCCAAUGAGAUCACCGGUGUCCAAUGCGAGUCAAAGUCACAACCAGUACGAGCCUAUGAGAUCACCGAUGUCCAAUGCGGGUCAAAGUCACAACCAGUACGAUCCAAUGAGAUCACCGGUGUCCAAUGCGGGUCAAAGUCACAACCAGUACGAUCCAAUGAGAUCACCGGUGUCCAAUGCGGGUCAAAGUCACAACCAGUACGAUCCAAUGAGAUCACCCAGUCAAAAUCAAUUGCAGGCUCCUUCCCCAAUCAACCAAUCAAUAAUGAGUCGAUCUCCAAUUCAAAGCAUGGUGCAAAUGUCUAAUUCCAUUACACCGUCACCGGUUCAAAAUCAGAUGCAAAGCCCUUCCCCGACUAAUAUGCUUUCGCCUAGUCAUAUGAGUCAAAUGAAUAGGUCACCGCAGGAAAAUCAGUCGUGUCAAAUGCAAAAUCACCUGAUGAAUCGUUCACCAAUUCAAAACCAACAUCCGGUGCAGGGAGAUCCGGUAAUGAACCGACCUUUGAUUCCGACAAACUCAAAUCACAACCAGAUGCCUCAAACAACUCAGUGUCAACAACCCAAUCAGUACCAGACAUCACCCGAAGUUCAAGUACAAAGUCCUUCAGCAAACAGCUUGGUCAGUGUCAACCAGAACCACAUUACGUACAAGAAGCCGUUAUUAGUGACCGUGUCAGGUAGAGUUACACCAGGAAAAGGAAACUCCCCUCUACACUCUCCGGUUGUGAUCCGAGCUCUGAAUACACCGAACAGUUCCCCUCAGUCAGAGGGCAGUUCUCCUCAGCACUUCCGAGGCAAGCUGCUUACAACGCCGGUGAUUAAAACUAUCAACAUGAGUAGCAUCAGCAUCGGAGGGAAACCUGUUCAGAUGCGCAUUCAGAACUCGAAUCAACAGCGAGUGAUCCGCGUCAAGAUGUCGAACAAAUCCAACGGUAAAGACAGUGACGAGGGUGAAGUGGCGUCGCCUAACAGGACGUUUACAGACGGAUAUUACGGGAAUCAACAUCAAGCUGGGGAGACGGAUAGGUUGACGUACAAUAUGGACCACGCUACGGUGAUAUCGGAGACGAGUGCCUGUCGCGUGGAGACAGUGGAGCAGUACGAUGUGCCGUACCAGUGUCAGCGACUGCCGAAACUGGAGAACCACCAACCUCACUCAGUCAGGAGUGACACCAGCUUUGACAGCUUGCACAACUCUUGGCACAGUGUCCAGAGCUCACCCACCUGUUCAGAUCGAUCUCCUCCAACGUUGAUGAGAGCAGACCAAGAUUGGACUUCUAGUCAAAACUGUAGUGAUAAUGAACAGUUUCAUCUUAAACUGAUGAGUGCCAGUAAUUGUGACUUAGAGCUGGAACGAACAAUCAACCGAUACAACAGCCAUGCGGCCCCACAUUGCUCCCUGUGUGUACUCUUCACUGCGGAUAAGUGGGGCGGCAAAUUCACAGUUAAAGACUGGACUACUCGAGAAUGGAGUCAGGAGUUGCCUUCGGAAAGUCAGGUGAUGAUGCCCACGUACACUCAGUGCAGUAGACAAGCGCCACACAAUGCGCCACUGGUAGUGUGUGCGUCGUGUGCGUUAUGUGUGCACACAACCUGCUACGUCACUCCAUCACCCAUUGGAGACUGGCUGUGUGAUAAGUGCAAGGCCAACGAGUCUUUUGCAAGGUGCUGCCUGUGUCCCAUCCGCGGCGGAGCUUUGCGAAGAACUACAGACUCUCGUUGGGUUCACGUCGUCUGCGCUCUCUUCAUGCCAGAUGCUAAGUUCCUCAACAUCUGCAAGAGUAAUAACGGAGACGUCAUAGAACUCUCCAACUUUGCCACUUAUCAUUUGUGUGCCGUGUGCCAGAUGGGCCAGGUGUACUCCCGGUGUUGUGAAGGCAACUGUGGUGUGUGGUACCAUGUACCAUGUGCCGUCUACCGUGGUGCCAAGAUACGAGUCAACAGCGCCAUGGCUGGCAGCCGGUUCCUCAUCAACUGCCAGGGGCACAACAGUAAUCACAGGCACGACAAGAUGUGUGGUGUAGGUGUGGGACAGUGGGUGUGGGCUCGUCAUGAGAAUCACCGGUACUACCGUGGCAGAGUGGUCGACGUCGCUCGCACUCUCUUCUACUUGGUAUCCUUCCCCGACGGUUCCUUUACAGACAGACUGCAUCCAUCUCUAGUCAUCAAGAAUCACGAGGGUGGCGAGGAAGACCCUGUUCCAGGAAUGCAGAUGAGGUUGCGAUGGAACGGCCAAGAGUAUUAUGACGCAGUAUACCAGGGCUCCGAUACUAGGAUUAUGUACAGGGUGGAGUUUGACGACCAAUCCGUGUUAUGUCUGGCCCGAGAAGAGAUCUACAGCUUGGACGAAGAUCUUCCCAAGAGGCUGAGGAUGAGAUUGAUGCGAUUGGCCAACGUUAAGAAGACAUCGACAAAAGUGAAGGAGAUAAUUGUUUUACGGAAGACCAAACCUAACAGCCAGCAUUCAGCCAUCGUAGUAGUCCCCACUCCCAAACCUUGAACCGUCGUCGGCUACGAUGAUUGUUAGUUACCUAAGUAACUUGUUCUUCCGUCUCACUCACUACUUGUGCAACUAUGACUAUAGUAACCCACCAUGUUAAUGUUAGGAUUAUUUUCAAACUAAAUGAUUUGUGGUGUAAUUAAUUGGCCUCUAGUUUUCGCUUGCUGUCACUGAUAUGCUGCAAUUGAAAAUUUUUCAACUUUUUAAUUUGUCUGAGAUUGGAAAUAUUUUUUAGCAAAUGGAUUUACUCAUGCUGCAAAGCUGUGUGUACGUUUGUUGAGAAGUUUAGCAAAUUGUUAGAAUAAGGUUUGAAGUUUUUAACUUAACGGUUGAAGUUGAUCUGUAAAUGUAUUUAAAGUAUUGCGUGAUCCUAGCCAUCAAGAAUGAAUGAAUGUAUACUUGAAAAUUGUAAACCAUACACAUUUCAACAUUGGUACCUGUUAAAUUAUUUUUUAUUUAUGCAUGAUACACACUAUUUUGUAGGUUUGGUAAUUGUGUUUUUUAACCCUUCCUGGGCAGGCGACAGAUAAUCCGCUUUUUCGUUGUUAAUGAAUAGGUGACGGAUAUAUUUGCAUAACGUUUCUCAAUGUUGCAAACGGGAUGUUGAUAUUUACGUUUCUGUAGACACACUGGUUAGUGUUGGUACAUUAGCAGCUGGUUCACACUAUUUUCCAGUACAGGGAAGUUAUUGCCCGUUUUGUACUAAACACAUUUUUAUGCAGAUCAUUUUCCAGAGCAUAAAUCUAGUUGUAACUUACCCUAUAAUGUCCUUUUUUAAAUAAAAAUAUUGUCCAACAAAAUAUAGUGAAGACUUAUUUAUUUUUGACCUAUUGUAAAAUUUUAUAGACGGGUGGCAAAUAUUUCUGCAUAAUUUUUGGUGUUCCGAUUUUUUAUCGUCUUAAACCACGUGACCACACGCGUCCGGGAAGGGUUAAUGUAUACUUAUCACAAGUAAACACAAAUCAUUAUACAUUAUUGUCCGUUCUCACCGUUAUGAGCCAAAGCAAUAUUUUAGGUUAGGUAUGCUCCUGUACCUAUUCUUACAUAUUUCCUCAAAACUCUUUUAAUUGAGUAUUUUACUAAAGAUUGCUCAAUCACAAUGGUUUCAGAUUGUACAAAAAGUUUGAUUUAUUUUUAGUUGAUUUUGUAUAGUUUUAUGCAUGAAAUUAAAUUUAUUUUUAUAUAGCGAUUUAUGUAAGGAGUUUAAUAUACCUGACUGACUCAAUCAUUGUACUAUAUAGAUUAUUUUAACUGUACAGAGAAUGAAGUGUGUGAUAUUUAACAUUAAUUUAAAAUACCGUUUUGUUUAGUUAUUGUGGUAUAAUUUAUUUGAUAUUUUUGUGGUGCUAAAAAAACAUCACCUUUCAUGAAACAAUUUCAGUUUUGUCUAUGAUCAAUUAACUUAUUUCCUCAAGUUUUGAUGACUAUUCGAAUCUAACUUGAUCAUGAUUGGUUUUAUUAGGAAGGUUUAUCGUGUUUAUUUAAUUGUUUAGGUUUCUUUGUAGAAGUUGUACGAAGAUAAUUUAGAGGUUCCUUAGUACUUUUUCCUUUUACCUUGUAUUCCUGUUUACUAACUCAUAUUUAAUUUUUGCCAUGUAUUGAUAACCGUGUAAAUAAUAUCAGACUACUGUAUUAUCAUCUAAUGUUUAAGAUUCUGCAAAGUAGAUUUAAUAUUUCAUAUGAUCUCUUAAACUCUAUAUGUUAUCAAUAGGCACAAAAGAUUAGAUCAUGUUGAGUAAUAAAAAAUUUUAUGUAAGAAAUAUAAGUCAGGAGUAUUAUUUGUGUACUAGCAGGUUUCUGUAUAUGUGUAGGAAAUAAUAAA
Messenger RNA from Macrosteles quadrilineatus (aster leafhopper), 6991 nucleotides. Its product is annotated as lysine-specific demethylase 4A-like. The transcript has 21 exons. The record is from RefSeq and is a predicted model, not a curated record. Gene Ontology annotation, molecular function: histone H3K36 demethylase activity; histone H3K9 demethylase activity. Gene Ontology annotation, biological process: chromatin remodeling. NCBI's taxonomy places the organism in Eukaryota, Metazoa, Arthropoda, Insecta, Hemiptera, Cicadellidae. Gene Ontology annotation, cellular component: nucleus. The coding region runs from base 238 to 5169 and encodes 1643 amino acids.